AUUACUCCAUUAUUAGUCAUUAACAUCGUCCCCUACCCUUCAUCAUUUCGUUCAUCCCUUCUCAACACACACACCUCUCUCUCUCUCUCUCUCUCUCUCUCUCUCUCUCUCUCUCUCUCAUCGGAGAAAUAUGAGUUCUGUUUGCAUAUCAAAUUCGGUUGAUGAUGCGAGAAUCCCGAUCAGAGCCACCUACAAAAACCUCUACAGGUGGCCGGAAUCCGACGCCGAGUUCAUGAAGAAGACAAUGGCAGGAUCUAGUCAGCACCGUCGAGAUGGGCCAGGAAUCGUCGAUAGCAUCUCAUGUAGGCAGUUAUAUCUCAGGAGUUAUACUUUCUCGAAAAAGGAGACUGCCGGAAGAACCAAAAAGUGCUUGGAUCGGGUGAGGCAGAAAGUGGUGGCGCAUCAGCGGAAUAAGAGGAAAGGAGCGGAAGUAGGCCGGGGAAGGCGACGGUGCAUGGUGGUGAUGAGGAGAGUGAAGGCCGUCUCGCGCAACGCUGUGUCUGCGGUUUUCAAGAGGCUGUUGUUAUUUUGCACUGUUGAUAGUAGAAUCCGUUAAGAGAAUUAUUUUGUGAGUGAACAUAAAACAUUACUUUUUAAAUUGUAUUUAGAGAUUGACUUCUAAAUUAGUAUUUGAUUUGAUUUGAGUAAAAUGAAAAUUAAGAAAAUUUAAUGAAAUAAACCAAUGUUAAUUAAAGAUCA
Messenger RNA from Lactuca sativa (garden lettuce), 699 nucleotides. NCBI's taxonomy places the organism in Eukaryota, Viridiplantae, Streptophyta, Magnoliopsida, Asterales, Asteraceae. The record is from RefSeq and is a predicted model, not a curated record.